Messenger RNA from Bursaphelenchus xylophilus (pine wood nematode), 13698 nucleotides. The record is from the annotation of a GenBank genome assembly. Lineage: Eukaryota; Metazoa; Nematoda; Chromadorea; Rhabditida; Aphelenchoididae.
AUGCGCCCGCUGGCCUUGACUCUGAUCCUGACCUCACUGUUUGCUCCUCUUCAUGGAGACACGUAUCUGGCCGCGCCCAUCUUUCCGCUCUAUAGUGCCCUAUUCCUCCCACCAUCCAAUAUCAGUCGUAAGUUUUUCUUUUUAACUACGAUAUUCGGUUAUUCAGAAGAAGAUGACCAUCGAGAAUAUUUGGCUACAAUGGAGUCGAUCAGGCCGAUUCUGGAUGUGGCCAUGAUCGAUGCUUAUCGUUAUUAUCUCCAAGGAUGGGCUCCCGGUCCCGAGGAAUGGCUCUACAUCAAGGAGGCCCCGAUCAAGGGAUGCGAUGAUCAGAAGGAGGCCGCUUGGGCCACUCUCGCCGCUUAUCAGUGGACCAAUGGAUCCGGGGUGAGUCCUGAAACGAAACCUUUGGCUUAAGUUUGUGAAACUACUGUUAUAGUUUUAUUCCUCCGUGAUUGAUGGUUUGUCCUUUUUACGAGUCUGGGAUGACCUUUCCUUGGCCACAUGGCUGACCAGACAUGUUUAUCGCCUUUUUUCAUUCAUCUUCUUUUCAGUUGGAUCUUGCCUUCGGACCUGCGUGUGAUUAUGUCUUGGCCAGUGUGGGUAGAAUCCUCGGCUUCUUCAAGGUCCCUAUGUUCACGAAUGCCGGGUUCAGUGAGUAUUUCAAUCAGAAAAGCGACUUUCCCGUCACUCGAGUGGGUCCCUUACAAGUAAGUCCGUUUUUCCCAACCUAUCUCAUUUCUAGGACCAUAUCGUCAGAUUAUUCGGCCAGUUAGCCAAUCAAUUGGAAUGGAAACGACCCCAUUUUCUCUAUGAGAAGAGUUUCUGGGAAUCAGAAUUCUUGGAAGGGGGUUUCUGUAAGAUUCUGGGGAACGUAAGUGUUCAAAAUCAGAUCCAAAUUCAGUUUUGAAUGUUCUGCGUGCAAAACUAGCCUACGGGGCUGAUUCAUUUAUGCACAGAAAAUAAAAUUGAAAAAAAUAAAUCACAAAAUGCGUCAGAGUGGAGAAUUUGCGAUGCAAACGGAAGUGGGAGAGAAAAAUUUAACUGAAAUAACAUGAAAUUAUUAUAUUCAGGGGAUGUAUGCAUACACAGUAGAACGCCGAUGGAAUCUGACGAUUAAAGCGCAACUUCUGGAGAACGCCGAGAACGAGGGCGGAAGCCGGGAACACUUCAAACAAGUCCUCAUGGAGAACAUCGGGAACAACUUUGGCGGUAGGUCGUUAGCGACAGGAAUGCGUCGCUUAAUGUGCUCUUCUUUUGUAUUCCCUUCUGUCCAGAUCUCUCUUCCUUUUGAUUUGAGAAUCCAGAAUUGUUUUAUGGCCUCCGGCGUUGCUGAUAAGGGAGGGCAGGGACGGGUGGGUCUUGCGUGGACAAUUAUAUGCGCGACGCCCGCUAAUUGGCUGCCACUUGAAUUGCGCAAGAGUUGAUGCUUCCGUUGUUGGGUGAGGGUCUUUACCAGUCAGGACGUCUCUUGUCAAAUCCUGCUUAGAAUUAACAGAUUCGUUGGAAGAAUCUUUGGGCCGCGGAGUCGAAUUAAUCCACAAAAACGGAGCCGAGAGGCCGGGGCUCUGAUUAUUAUGAAGCCGGUGGUUGCGUGUUUCGGUGGCCUUUUGUCCGCUGGGCCAAGGAAUCCGGCCACCUUUCGGGUUAUUAUGAAUACUGCAUUAAACAUUCGUUCGCACCUUUUUAUGCUAAUUAUUCCCCGGAGGCAAAGGACGCCGAAGAGAGCCGCUGGGUUAUCUAAAGUGUCGAGUUUGUAAAUUGAGUCUCCAUUAGGAUGUAGAUAGGCCAAAGCCUGGAGGGAGUUCUUUUUAGAACUCGUAUCUUGCAGUUGGCCUCUACUGUAUACCGAACCGGCCCAUUUUUGAGAUUAAUUAUAUCCUUUCUUUAUCCAAACAUUUACACAUUCCGAGAUAUAAGAUAACGCCAGGUUUUCAUAUUCGACAGACCAGAUUGGAAAUCGGGGGAAGACGACCUUAAGUUUUAUGCCCUUCCAGAUUUUAUUUAUUUGUUCUGGCCCUCGAUUCAUUCAACUGAAUCGACGGCUUAAGUUGGCAGUUGUGGGUCAGUCCCAAUGUCUGUGGGCAAAGUAACUCUUCGCUAUGUGGAUAAAAGCAGCCAGCACGGCACCCAUACCUGGAUUAGAUCUAAUCUCUUUAGCCGUUUAGGGCCUCCGGAAGCCCAUGGGCCAAGGUGCUAUCGGCCUUCCCCGAGGGCGUUUUUUGUGGGCAAAACGAAGCGUGGAUUGUGAAUCUGGGGAGAAGAUGUCGUCCUCUUCUCCCCUUCCAUUACUUAAUUUAUUGUUGCUAUAAAGUUUGUCAGUUACAGUGUUAGAGAGGUCGCGUUAAUGUAGUUCGGCUAUGAGCCCGCAUAAUGUCAGAUGUUUGGCUCUCUGAUGGUUUUCUUUGUGUUAAUCCUCUCCGUUUGAUGCGGUUAUGUCUACUUCUGAUACUGAUGACCUUCACCAACUCUCUGGCAUCAUCUGUGGAGGUUUCCACUCCGUAUUCAACUACUCAUAGACGAAUUCGGCAUUUGGAUCCUCAUCAUGAAGAUCACGAGCAUCGUCGGGGACAUCACUUAAGGCCUCCGAAGAAGAUUGAAGUGUCUCCUCGCAGGCCAAUCUACCUCCUUUUCCCGUUGCCAGUUGUCAAGAACAAGGCCCUCAAUCCUUUCGGAAUAACCAUCGACUUGGCCCGACCGGUGGUUGAUAUUGCAGUUGAAGAGGUCUAUCGCCGCCAACUGGUCCAGCCUGGCUCUUUACAUAUUCAUUUCGAGGAUUCUCGGCUUUCCGAUGCCCAUGGGCCAAACGUGGCCAUUAAUCAUCUGGUGAAUAACGAAUUGGACUGCAUCAUCGGUAAGGUUUUAAUUAAAAUAUUUGUUUCUAAUACGAGAUCUUUUUAUUUAAGCCCUAAUUGACUUUAACUAUGCUUUUUAAGUUACUUUUCAACUAAUUGUGGUUCAGAUGAUUUAGAUUAUUUUAUUGUUGAAUGAAUAAUUAAUGUCCAAGGAAUUAUUUUAACUAAAAAAACAAAUCCUGGAUAAAACUCGAUGUCAUUUAAUUUUUAGUUUCCUAGCCCAUACGAUCUCAUAUUUUUGCAAACUUUAAUCACGUUUCUUUGCAAGAUAUGUCAACUAUAAUACUUUAUGUAAAUUCCCCAGACCUCUUUUUGAACGAAAAUGCGUUGAAAGAGGAUUAAAAAGCUAAAUGAUUCUGGAAAAUGAUGUUGCUAAUCCCUUGAUUUCAGGUUAUGGCUUUGUGUAUGCCCUUGCUCCGGUCGCUCGAAUGUCACCAUAUUGGCACGACGCUGACAGUGAUGGGAUCCCUGUCAUAACAUCCACUGGCCUUACUUCCAACCUCGACAAUCGCAAUGAAUAUGCUUUGAUGACGAGGAUCUCCAGCCCUUACAAAGUGGUGCGGAAUUGUGUUCUGAAGUUGUUUCAUCAGAUGGAUUGGCGCAAUUCUUUUUAUCUGUUUCACGAAAGUCGACACAAUAACAACGACAUCUCCAUCCCGUAUGGAGAGUGCUAUCUUCUGAUGACUUCCAUCCACGUAGAGUUGAGCAAGCUCUUCCAGAACGACCACAAUUACUUCAUGUUCAAUGAGAACCGGCUGGGUCGUGACGAAAUCGUGGAGAAACUUAAAUAUGCGAGCAUGACGAGCAGUGGUAAGCCCGAAGGGAACAUGGUGAAGGUCUUGUCUUUCUCUCAAUAAUGCCCUCCGGCCCUGUUCUGUCAAUAAUUCUGGCGUUUGGGAGGCUGUUCCGGUCAGGUCUCCCUUUUAUCUGCACGGAAUUUGCAUCUGAUUAUGCACGCUGCCCAUGAAUGCCGGAUUGUUUUUUCCUUUCGGAUCUAGAUGGCGAAGGCGAAGUGGAAUCUGGCCAUGUUUCCCUUCAAAAUCAUUGCAGAAACGUCCCUUUUUACUCUUUUUUUACUGCACUUUUAUAUUUUUUGUAUUGGCCAAAUUGAAGCUAUUUUGACGCCGUUUUCCUCGCCUCGUUUAACCAUUUGAAUACAAUUCAGAACUGCCAUUACAAGAGUUUCACAUGACUUUAGAGACCACUAUUUGGGGAAAUCUUUCCACUUCCUCCGUGUAGUCGCGGGAUAACGUCUUGAUGGUAUUUUUUUCUCAAUGUGCCACGCUUUUCUGCAAAGAACGAAAUGCCGAAGUUUGGGGCCGGAGAUAUAUUUUGUGCCCUCCUCUUCUUUCUGCUAAUUCAACAAUAUUUGUUUUAUGAUUUUUCGAUUCCCAAAGAGUUUGACAGCGAAAGCGUGAUCGGAACUGAGAAUGGCCGGAGGGGAUUUCUCCCGGGCGGAAGCCCUCAGGCGGAUAUAGAGCAAAAGGCCGGGUUUAUUACCACUGAACUGGAAAAAGACCUCGGCCGGCGGGAAAAUAAAAAAUUUUGCAAAAACUGAGAGGAGAGACCGGUAUUGGGGAAACGCCAGCAAAUAUUUUUCCUCUCUGUUCCAACCCCCCUUUCCCUUUCCCCGCCGUUCCACGGGCUUCUGAUCGGCGGAUUCCCACCUUUCCUUUCUAAACAAAUUCCUUUUGGUCGCGUAAAAUGGACACAAAAAUGGAGGAGGAAUGCUUUUUUCCAAAUCUUAAUUUUAAACUUUACCCGAAUCUGUUUUCGGCCCCUGGGAUCAGCGCUUCGACGAUGUGAAGUCGUUGUUUUCAGAUGAUUUAAUACUUGGAAUUCUGGGCGUCCAUUAGACAGAACCCCAUUUGCAGCUUUUUUUUGCAAUUAACGAGCCCUUAUGUCGGCUUGACCACUCGCUGAUAAGAAGGUGAAGAACUGGGUCCCAUCGGAAUUAUUUGAAUUUCUUUGAUGGAUAUUUGUUUAUUCGAAUCCAUUUGUUUGCCCACCCGCCGAUUAGCCGGCCAUGAUCUGGGUUUUGCACAAAAACUUUUUUCAUAUUUCUUCUCGAGAUUGACACAAAAACCCGUCAAAAAAGAACCAUUUUUCGUAUACCCGAAGGGCAAAAAUAAUGCAAGAUGAGAGGCCGGCGGGCCUGUUUGUUUCUGGAGCCUAAUCUGAUUGCCGUCACACGUUUCUCGUGUGCGUUAGUAAGCGCUGAAUGAGUCCCUUAAUGGUCCCUUUUUGUCCUUUAAAUUAUGACACGCGGGGGUUGAGCGGGAAGGGACCCUUUCUUAUCUCUAAUUUUGCCAUUGGAAGAUAAACGGGAGCACCUUGAAACCAUCCUGUUUUUGGGUAUUUUGGUUUCAUUCGGUUGGCCAUAAACCCUUUUUGUUCAUUUUUUGCGCUUAAUUUUUAGCUGAGGCCGCUCCUUCCCUUUUUUGGUCUUGGGACCUGGGGUUUCUCCCCUUUCCACUGCAAGUUAUUCUCGGGCAUUUUCUUAUACCGUUUGGCCUCAGGCCUUCAGGGAAGGGAUGCGCAAUUUUAUUGCCUGGAAUUGAGGGAAACCGCUAAUAAACUCCUCAUCUACAGUAGCCCUUGUCGGUUUAAUUUUGGGAUCUCGGGACCUGGGAUAAUUAAGGGCGGGAAAUGCCCGAGGCACCGUGUUCCUGUCGGGUUAUUGCGGCCGGUUGCAGAGCCAUUUCCGGCGAAUUCUUCGGAUUUUUGUGAGUGUUUGCCUAAAGGGGGCACCAAGAAUUGGACAUUAUUUUCUUUCCUUUUGCUGAAAUCCGAAAGUUCUGGCCGCCGGGAUCCCAGAUUCCACACCGGCUCGGUUCCGAUUCCGUCAAUGUGCGGCGCCAUUCUUCGGUCCCGGCCUGAGGCCAUUCUCUUUUUUGCACCUAAAUUCUUCCGUAUUUUUUGUUUUGUUCCGUCACUUUCUGUGGCUCCGGGGGACGAAGGCAGAAGGCAUUUUGUCAGGUCUGUGGAGUAGGCCAGGGAUGUCGUGGCCACACCGCUGUCGGCCACAAUCCCAUUCUUCCGGACAACGCGGCCCCAUCGCCCGAAACCCCGGGCUGGCCAUGGAGCCGGUUGAUGGCUUAAUGGGCAUCAAAUAAGAAGACGUUUCGCCUGGCCACAUCCCGUUUAUAGCUAUACUAAUGGGUGGUAGAAGUUUUUCCUUCCAAAUAAACGAUUGUCGACUCCAUUUCCCUUCAUUUCCCGUCUUCUUGCGUCUUCCCAAUUAGACGUUUUUUGGGGCGAGUUUAGUUGUGUUUGUUAAAAGGUGCAACUAUAAGUAAUACCAGAAGGGGCAGGUCGGGCCAAGAAAAACAAGGUGCAAAGUUCUUACCCAUUUCUCGAGUUCCGCAGCGCAAAUAAGGCCUUGGGUUAGUCGGGGACACGAGAUCAGAUAAAACAUCACCCCCUCCGUCGACUCCUUCCUUUCUCGGUUUAAUAAUCAACGAGUUUCCGUGUCUGUUUCCAUUUCUCGAGAAUUAUUGUUUUGUUUUCCGGCUCUUGUAUAGCGUGAAGUGACGAAGCGAGCCGCGGUCCCCGCCGUUGCCAAUCAGCCCCGUGGAUCGACGGCCAAGAAGAGGAGACUGCCUCUGUCUAUAGAACACCAUCCCACAACACCUCAGGAAACGGGUCGCGGGCGACCAUCGCCCCACCCGCUCUCCCACAUCCAAUGGUCACGUAGAAGACGUCAUCCCCAUCUCUCGCUCAGGUUCAUGUCCAUUUCAGAGGUCGGUCAUCUUGUCCGACCGUUCCUCAUAGUUCUUCUGCUUGUACUUCUGUUGGCUAGUCCUGUACAUCCACAAAGUUAUAUCAGAUCUCUGGUCAAGGCCAAUCAUAUCUUCCCUUUCGAUGUCCUUGUAGUUCUUCCCGCUCGGGAGUCCGACAACGACAAGUUUGGGCUGACGAUAGAGAAAGCCCGACCGGUCAUCGAGAUCGCCGUCGAGGUUGUGGUCAAACGUGGGAUAUUACCUCCACAUUGGGUACGUCUCAGCUACGAAGAUUCCAAAUUUUGGGAGGACCCAACCUUGGCUGAAAGACAUGCGGCUACUGCAGUUAUACGAGCACAUUGUGCAGGUCAUUUGGAUGCUGUCAUCGGGUUUGCCGAUGAAUAUUCUCUGGCUACAGUCGCAAAGAUCUCCGCCGGAUUCAACAAAGGAAUUCCGAUCAUUACAACCACCGGUCUCAACUCGGCCCUGGGGGCCAAAAAGAGUUUCCCAUUCUUGACCCGAAUGCAAGGCUCGUAUCAACAAAUGGCAGACUCUAUAUACCAACUGAUCGCCUAUCACGAUGGGAUUCAGAACUCGACUAGCCUUAACUACAAGAACUUUGUUUUUAUGUAUCAUGAUAAGAGAAGGGCGGUGAACAGAGGAAGAAUUGUAAAUGGGGAUACCAACGAGGAGACCCCCUCCAGUCAUUGCUACUUCACCGUAUAUGCGAUCAAGAUGUUCUUCAUGGAGAACAGCGCCUACUUCAAGCAGUCCUGGAAGACCCAGGCGGCUCAUGUUGCUUUUGAUGAGGGGAUCCCUCAUUCCAAGACCGACAUAACAGAAUGGCUGAAAUUGGCUGCCAAUGCCUCGAAUGGUAAGACCUGGCCUUGUUUUUUAUGCCGAAACAGACCAUAUUUAUUCUGUGGAAAUGAUCUUACGGACUUAAUGAACUCGGUCUACGGCCCGCACGUCUUUAAUUAACAUUAUUUCCAUUAAGAUCCAAUCAUCUCUCACCCGGAAUCUAAUCACGAAACUCUUUGCACAGCAUUCCUACACGAUGGCUUUAAAACUGGAGGGGCCGUUUAAAGUUUUUACUAUCAAUAGAGGUCUUUGCAAGAUGACAAAGCACUCCAUUCCCGAUUCUUUUUUUGCGUCACAUUAUUUUGCAAGAAACCCCAAGAAAAGCGAAUGUUUUGCAGCGAUCCUUAAGAAAAAUAAAUAGAAGAGACAGGACUCGCAUGUCAUGUCUCCGGGGAGGGCACGGCGACUACAAUUCGUUUCCGCCGUUAAAGAAUCAAAAGACGCAGUGAUUGGGAUGGCCAAGUUGAGGCUGGGCCCGCAAAAGACCCGGAAUUGGGGCCCCUUAGAGGCAAAAGAAGAGCCGAGAGCAGCGAUCCCACGCAGGAAGUGCCAUCAUCAAUGUCUUCUCGCCUUUUCUCUGACUUUUCGGCGAGUUUCCACUCUUUCGGCCUUCUGGCACGGCCCCACUGAAUCUUUUCUUAUACAUCUUUACGACUUCGUGCCCUUGACGUCUUGCCCUUGCCUUUCAUCGGUCCUAUGGUUUGGGAUCAUGAUCUCCGACUGAUCCCUCAAUGCUCAACCUGGUCUGCAUAGUGCUCUCCGUCUUGGGCGUCAGUCCGCUGCUUUCCGAUGCCAAUCUUACAGUCGCUACCCGGCUACCACGACGCCGCUAUUCGCAACCACGAUUCCCCAUCGAUAUUGUCGUUGGGCUUCCAGAAAACGAAGGGAACCGACUCAGAAACCCUUUUCGUCUUACCAUCGCCAAAUCUCAGCCAGUCUUUGAUGUGGCCGAAGAGGACAUCUACACGAAAAGACGACUACUUCCGAAGGAAUCCCUGCGUAUCACUUAUGAGGAUACAAAACUGAGCGAUGCAAUCGGACCUCAGAAACUAGUGGAUCGGUACUGCUCUCGCACAGUCGACGCCGUUAUGGGGCUGGCCUAUGUAUUUUCUCUGGCUCCAGUAGCUCGAAUGAGUCAAUACUGGGAACAGGGCGUGCCGGUGUUCACUACCAGCGCGAUGGUCGACGAGCUGGGGGACCGGCAAGCAUUUCCGCUUCUCACCCGACUUAUGGGGACCUAUCGGACUUUGGCCCGGAUGGUGCUGCGCAUAGUCGAGGAAUUUCAAUGGAGACAAUUCCACUUUUUCUUCAACGACCAAGCAGUCCACGGCUCUAGUCAGGGUCGGUCCGAAUGUUUUUUCUCUUUGAAUGCGAUUAAAAAUGUGUUCAACAAUGAACCUCACAUUAAGUGGACGGUUGAGAUGUUCAGUGAACAGACCGCUGACCGAGACCGCUUCCGUAUUCUACUCCAAAAAGCUUCCACCCUAACUAACAGUAUGUUCUCCCUUUACAUGUGCUUUGUGACUUUUUUUAUUUAAUUUUGGCACUAAUAUCAUACAUGGAGAGACCCUGGGGGUCGCGUAUUCUCAAGUCACAGCAAAAACAAUCAGAGUCAUCGUCUUGCAGCCUCUUCGCUCUGUCUCUCUUCCAAAUUUCAUUAAAUUCUUGCUUGCAAGGUGCCUUUUUUGUCUUAUAAAGGCUACUCCAACGAAAGAAAUUAAAAAAAGAAAGUUAUAAGCAAACUAAAACUUCAAUAUUUACAGUGAUCAUAUUAUGUGCAAGCCCGGACACCGUUCGCGAGAUUAUGCUAUCAGCCCACGAUUUGGGAAUGGCCACUUCAGGAGAGUAUGUGUUUAUCAACAUUGAUGUUUCCACAGGAUCCCACGCUGAGAAACCUUGGAUUCGGACCAAUGAGACCAAUUCUCCCGAGAAUGAAAAGGCCAAAGAAGCCUACAAAGCGCUUAAAACCAUCUCUCUCAGACGAAGUGAUCUAGAUGAAUAUAAAAAUUUUGAAACUCGGGUCAAGGAAAGAGCAGAGAAAAAGUACAAUUACUCGGCCAAAACUGGGAAAGAAUAUGAGGUAAGAAUACCUUUAACAAAACAGUUUCGCUUAAAAAGUUUACCAGUUUUGCUAUAAUCCAAAAAUAAUAAAUGCCUCCGCUUCCGCACCGCGACAUUUCCGGGACGUGGAGAGUUUUGUUAAUUUAGUGCUUACUUGUAGAAUUGCAAAAAAUUAAUACAGGUCCCUUGGCCACAGAAAAAAAUAGUAGAAGGGCUGUGAUAUCAGACUGUCGGGAAAAUAACGGCGGAUCGUCGCACCUCGGAAUCGCCCAUCACCGCUUUACGACUGCAAGCCGCGACUUGGGACUUGGUGCGCGAUAGCGGCGAGGCGAGACAUUUUGAUGCGACGAUCUGUCGUCAUUUUUCCGACAGACUGAUUUUGGGGGAUCAAGGAAAUUCGUCGCGGAAAUUACCUUGGUCCCUCCUCACCAUUUUUUCUUCGACCCCGGCCUGCCCCCCCUGUCGCGCUUUGCAGAAGCAGCUGAGAUAUUGGAUGAUCUUUGGGGACGAGGGAGAACGCGAAACGUGGAGAGGGUCAAAGGGAAACGGCUUUUUGGCCAUAUUUUCGCCAUUUCCAAAAAAAAAUAUUUUUUGUGGAAACAUUAUUCUCUCCGGUAGACAGGGAUACGAAACGUUUCAUGGUAAAAUUUGCAAUUUGGCAACUUUCGACGUUGGCAAAAUGUGUGCCAUGUUUUCUAGAAAUGUGGUUCAUCUAUCAGUAGGCACCGAUUACAUCGCAGCAUAUAAUUUUGCGUUUUUUUUACAUUCGUUUUUCGGAACCGGUCUUAAUUGAAUGGAGCCUCGGCCCGUCUAAAAGUUUGUCACGGUGGCCACCCAUGUAUAUUGAAAAUAAAUAUGUUUAUUUUAGAUGAACAAUUUUAUCAGUGCCUUCUACGAUGCUGUAUUACUGUACGCGAUCGCUCUAAAUGAGACCUUGGCUGAAGGUUUGGAUCCACGGAAUGGCCGCAAUAUUACCUCCAAGAUGUGGAAUAGGACGUUUGAUGGAAUUACUGGAAAGGUCUCGAUUGACCAAAAUGGAGACCGUUAUUCAGAUUAUUCUUUGCUUGAUCUGGAUCCCAAACAAAACAAGUUUGUGGUAAGUUGUGAUGAUUUUUAUGCGAAUCUUGUAAUCUUUUUAGGAAGUUGCGUAUUACUCUGGUGCUUCUAAUGAGUUGAAACAGAUGACUGACUUCCAUUGGGUCGGAGGCCAGCCACCUAAGGACUCCCCAAUCUGUGGUUGGGACAAGUCCAAAUGCCCUAAGGGCCUUUCAUUUCAUCAGAUCUUGUUGCUGGUUGCUUUGGCUGUUAUCUUUGUUCUUUUGAUUCUCUUCGGGUUACUUUACAGGUGAGCUAUCUUUUUUGAUUUUAUACCGGUCAUCAUGAAUAUUAUUUUAUAUUUUUUUUUUAGACGUUAUCGCCUUGAGGCCGAAUUAGCUGCAAUGAGCUGGAAAAUUCGGUGGGAAGAAUUGGACGGUGAUGAAAUGCGGAAGGAGAAAAAGAGGAAACAACAGAGAUCUAGGAAGGCCGACGUCUACAGUCCUGUCGAACAGACCGAAGCCCUGCUCAGAUCUAAUUCGAGGUCUUCUAUUGGGAGUGAUAAGGUAAUUAAUAUAAUAAUCAUGAAGUUUCUUUAAUUUUCACUUGAUUUCAAAUCUUUAUUGGUUCUAACACCGCCAAAGUAUUCAAAUCUGGUGGGAUUUCUGAGACUAACAAGAGAGCACUAGCUGUAAUCUUACAGUCGUUUCAGAGAAGCUCUUCUUCUGGAGCGACACGAAAAAUUUCCGCGAUUAUCGACCGAAAGUUCAGUGUUUUUACGAGAAAGAAGUCGUCGCCUCUGGAGAAUAAUCGGGCCAUUGAAAACAAUCACACGGGUUUCCCUCAGAUCGAUGAGGAACGCAACAUUUCUUCUCCCUCCAAUUCUAAUUCGACCAAGAAGAAGACCAGUACAGAAGAGGAUUUUGAUGUGAACACAAAAAAGUCAGUCUCUCUCAGGAAUCGAAAAUUCUCUUUUGGGGCGUUCAGCAUGAAAGUGAGUCAAGAAUUUUUUUCGUUAUGCCAUUUCCUGUUUUGAACAAUACUUAUAUUGCUUACUUGGAUGAUCAUCAGGACUAUCAUGAUCUGUUUUUUAGUCUGGUGGAUCAGUUGAAACAAUUCAAAUGCAAAAUAAUGCACAAAUCUUCACUAAAACUGCUCAAUACAAAGGUCAGAUGGUAGCUGUGAAAAUGUUGAGGAUCAAUGUACCUAAGAUUGAAUUCGAUCGGAAGACUUUACUCGAAUUCAAAACGAUCAAGGAUCUUCAACACGAACAUAUAACUCGUUUUUUUGGUGCUUGCAUCGACCCUCCCAAUACCUGUAUUGUCACGGAAUACUGCCCUAAGGGGUCCUUGGAGGAUAUUCUGGAGAACGAGAAGAUCAAAUUAGACACCAUGAUGAAGUAUUCAUUGCUUCACGAUCUGGUUAAGGGGAUGUACUUUUUACACAACAGUGACAUUAAGUCCCAUGGAAAGUUAAAGACGUCCAAUUGUGUGGUGGAUUCGAGGUUUGUACUCAAGGUUACGGACUUUGGUUUGACUAAAUUCCGAGCAUUGGAAGAAGUGACCCCGGAAGAAAGAGAAACCCAUGCUUUCGCCAGAAGUGAGUAGAUUGCAAUAAAAACAAGAUAAAUUAAUUCGUUUAGAGCAAAUAUGGACAGCACCAGAACUUGUUCGUGAAGGAAAUCAUCCAGAGAAUGGGACACAAAAGGGAGAUGUCUAUAGUUUUGCUUUGAUUUUACAUGAGAUGGUGUUCAGAAAAGGUGCCUUUUAUCGAGGAGAGGAUGAGUUCCCCGAACCUCAAGGUGAGUGGACUCUUUUUUUAAUUAAGUGAUUCAGAAAUCCUGGAAAGAGUAAAAAGGAAACCUCUGUGUGAGGAUGAUUGGUAUCGGCCAGUCACCACCGAAGACAUGAUGGAAGAAGAGGGGGCCAUAAAUGAUGACAAGAGAAAGCUCGUCGACCUGAUGAUCAACUGCUGGAGUGAGAAUCCUCAUGAUCGGCCUGAAUUCAGUGUGAUCAGAAAGAUUGUCCAUACUCUUAAUAAGUAAGUAUUCUGGAAGUUGCUCAAAAGUUUUUUUAUAUAUCUUAUACGUUCGUGUUUUAGGGAAAAUGAGACCUCAAAUCUUGUUGACAAUCUGCUCAAACGUAUGGAGCAAUAUGCUACCAAUUUGGAAGGUUUGGUGGAGGAAAGGACCCAAGAAUAUCUGGCAGAGAAGAAGAAGGUCGAGGAACUUCUCCAUCAGCUUCUUCCUCCGUCCGUAGCUGAUCAACUGAUGUCCGGCAGAAGUGUUCAACCAGAAACUUAUGAUUGUGUCACCAUUUACUUCUCUGAUAUUGUCGGGUUCACUUCGCUUUCUUCUGCAUCAACAGCCAUGCAGGUAAAGCAAAAAAUAAUAUUAAUGGCUUUUGAGAUUCGAUUACACGUGACAUUCAUAACGACGGUUUGUUUAUUUUAGGUUGUAACCCUUCUUAAUGACCUUUACUUGGCCUUUGAUGGGGUUGUUGACAACUUCAAGGUAUACAAAGUGGAAACAAUCGGUAAGCAGCUAACCUUCAUGUGUGUUUAACCAUUUAUAAAUAUACAUAUUUAUACGUCAUCUUUUAGGAGAUGCUUAUAUGGUGGUAUCAGGUUUGCCGGAAAGGAGAGAGGACCACGCUUCUCAGAUCGGUCAAAUGUCUUUGGCAUUACUUCACAAAGUCAAAACAUUUACAAUUAAACAUCGUCCAGGGGAACAACUCAAGCUUCGCAUUGGAAUGCAUUCCGGUAAGUAAUGUUUCACAAGCCGAUCAAAUCAUGGAGCUUUUACUGUAAUAUGUAUUUUUAGGAUCAGUGGCCGCAGGUGUUGUAGGAUCAAAGAUGCCUCGCUACUGUCUUUUCGGAGAUACCGUAAACACAUCCAGCAGAAUGGAGUCGAAUGGAUUGCGUAAGUUUUCUUGAAUGCGCAUUAAAUCUUUGGUCUUUCAAUAAAGGAAUACUUUAAAUUUCUUUUGGUUUCAGCUCUUCGAAUUCACGUCUCAUCCAGAACCAAAGAGAUCCUAAGCCAGGAUCCGGACUUCCGUUUGGACCUCAGAGGUGAGGUGGAGAUGAAGGGAAAGGGCAAGCAGACCACCUACUGGCUUAAGGGCUACAAGGAUGUAAAUAUCCCCGACUUCGGACCUGAAUAUCGAUGA